AUGACUGUAGUAACCGCGUCCAAAUAACAGCGCGCACUGCCCAGCCAAGUUAACUUCAUUUUAAACCGCCUUCUGUUAAUCUGUUGACCUCGGGUUCCUUUGACCGAGAUUUUGUUUGUUUCUAACGCUUAAAUUGGAAACUAUGAGCAUUCCAGUGGUAGACUUUAGUGCGGGCAGCCUCGAUGUAGAGAAUAUUUCCAACGCAGACCUCCAUCAACUAAGCAGAGGAUUAAAAAUGGCUUUCACUGAAGUGGGCUUCGUUUUCCUGGAGAAUACUGGCAUCACACAGGCGGAGGUUAAUCGCGUCAUGGAUGUUUCCAGGAGCUUCUUUCUACAGCCAGAUCACCUCAAGCGACCAUUCAGCAGGAAAACUUUCCCAAACAGUCCCAACCACGGCUGGGUAUCGUUAGAAACUGAAAGUUUAAAUCCACAAAAACCAGGAGAUCUGAAAGAGGCAUUUAACCUGUCUUCGCUGCAUCCUGAUAUAAAAUGGCCCUCAUCUGAAGAGGUUGCUGGGUUCCAAGAGAUCCAGACGGCUUUUUUCCACCGCUGCAAGGAGCUGAGCCUUCGGAUUUUGAGGGUGAUGGCCCUUAGUCUGGGUUUGGACCCUGACAUCUUCCUCAACACGCACCGCCUGAUUGGAACUGAUGAGAACGGAACCACCUUGCGUUCGCUUUACUACCCACCGGUGAAAAGCGAGCUGGCCAAGGAGGGUCAGCUGCGAUGCGGGGAACAUUCCGACUAUGGGAGCAUCACCUUGUUGUUCCAAAGUGACGAAGGACUCCAAGUUUGCCGACGUUCGGGCGAGUUCAUCUGCGCACCUCUUGUGCCUGGAGCCGUCCUCGUCAACAUCGCUGACCUAAUGCAGCGUUGGACCUCGGACCACUUUCUCUCUGUGCUCCACAGAGUUUUACUCCCACCGGUCGGAAACUCCAGCACUCGACAGUCCCUGGCCUUCUUUGUCCAGCCCGACGAUGAGGCUGUGGUUUCCUGCAUCGACGGUUCCGACAAGUACCCCCCUGUCCGUGCAGACGUCUACCUUAUCGAGCGUUUCAACCACUCCUAUGGCCGGACGUGACCUCCUGUCAACAACACCAUGAAUGAGGAGCAGCAUUAUUCACUUGGUUGCGCCAAGAGUGCCUUGCAAUUUCCGUUGAAUGUGGCACCUGAACUGCACAUUCCUCACCACCAUGCAGACAGUAACUGAUGCUACUCCCUUGUUUAUCUUCAACUUGAGCAUUUUAGCCUUAUACAGAUUGAAUCUAUUCAUCAAUAGGAAACAAAAAGAACAACCUUUAUUGAAUUGAAGGAGAUAUGCAGUGAUUGGCACCUAUCAUUCAAGAAAAAAAUAAUCUGCAUAAAGUACUUUUUCACAAGCACGACGUCAAUAUCAGACGUUAUGAGCAGCAAAGAUUAUUUUCAAAUUGAACUCAAAUCAUGUUUGGAGGUUAGAGAUGAAUAUAGCAUAAAUGUCUAACACUAAACCAGUUGUUCUUAAGCUUGCUAAAGGUAUAGAACCCCACGGGUCUCACAGGUGCAUUCACUGAACCCUAUGGAUUUUUUUUUUUUUUUUUUUUGUCACGAAUUCAAAACCUAGCAAGCUAACAUCUAAGUGAAUUCCUGUUCAAAUUUCUUCCAGAUUUAUAAUUUACUACAAAUAAUUUUGCCUUUUGCUGUUGAUUUUCACGUUGAUAAAUAAAAUCAGUCAUUUAAUUUCA
Messenger RNA from Corythoichthys intestinalis (scribbled pipefish), 1718 nucleotides. RefSeq lists its product as uncharacterized. The record is from RefSeq and is a predicted model, not a curated record. Bases 143 to 1078 code for a protein of 311 amino acids. Gene Ontology annotation, molecular function: 2-oxoglutarate-dependent dioxygenase activity. The transcript has 7 exons. Lineage: Eukaryota; Metazoa; Chordata; Actinopteri; Syngnathiformes; Syngnathidae.